Molecule: messenger RNA, 1825 nt
Organism: Ylistrum balloti
Lineage: Eukaryota; Metazoa; Mollusca; Bivalvia; Pectinida; Pectinidae
Product: major facilitator superfamily domain-containing protein 12-like
Exons: 9
Coding region: 1-1611 (536 amino acids)
Biological process (GO): carbohydrate transport
Cellular component (GO): membrane
Molecular function (GO): symporter activity
Source: RefSeq, a predicted model, not a curated record
AUGUCUGAGUCGGCACCAUUGCUGAAGAGGUCCAAUGGUACAGGUAAAACCUUACCUGCGACACAAAGAUUUCUGUACAGUAUCGGACAUGUACUUAAUGACCUCACAGCCUCCAUGUGGUUUAGCUACCUCAUCAUCUACUUUCACCAAGUCAAACAGUUUGACAACUCACUGGCUGGAUACUUGAUGAUGAUUGGUCAAGUCAGCGAUGCAUUGUUUACACCGUUUAUUGGUUACGAGUCAGAUCAUACCCAAGGGAUACUGAAGAUUGGAAAGAGAAAAACUUGGCAUUUAUUAGGUACAAUAUGUGUGGCGUGUAGCUUUCCCUUCAUCUUUAACAAAUGUAUCACCUGUGACCAUACCAAGGAUAUCUACCAGUUUAUCUAUUAUGCGCCGUUUGUCGUGAUAUUUCAGUUUGGCUGGGCGUCAACCCAGAUCUCUCAUUUGUCUCUCAUACCUGACUUAACCAUUAAAGAGGAUGAGCGUGUGGAAUUAAAUGGUUUUAGGUAUGCCUUCACGGUGUUGUCUAAUUUAACCGUGUUUGGACUGUUUGCUCUCCUGUUUUACCUCAACACUGGGGAUGGCAUUGGUAGUAGUGACAUGCUGUCACCAGUUGACAACAACAAUUUCAGAGACCUGGUAUUUAUCGUGGUCAGUUUAGGAGUAGUGGUCAGUUUCUUGUUCCAAAUUGGUGUGAAGGAGGGAGUAAAGACUAUGUCUCAUGUAGAGGCUGAAGAGGCCAUGUCCAAAUCUCUGAAGACUUCAAUGUCUUCCUCUACUGGAGAAAGUGCCCAUUCCAUAGAAAUCUCCAUGUUGAAGCAAUCCCUCAUGUCAUGGAAGGACUGGCUUAAAGAAACACAGUUUUAUCAGGUUGCAUUGAUAUAUAUGUGUACAAGGUUGUUUGUGAAUAUAUCACAGAUUUAUCUCCCUUUGUAUGUCACAGAGACUUUAAAAAUGUCGAAGGUCAAUGUAGCCUUAAUGCCAUUGGUGGUAUUUGUCAGUGGACUUUUUACCUCAUUAGUCAUGAAACCUGUCAAUCGAAAUAUUGGCAGAAAAGCCACCUAUUUUAUAGGACAGUUAUGUGGUAUAGGGGCAUGUGUGUGGAUAUUUUUCCUUAAAGAAUCUUCAAAACACUACUGUUACGGUGCAGCAGUGUUACUUGGUAUCGGUGGCUCCACUAUGCUGGUUACCUCCCUUGCUAUGACAUCAGAUCUGAUUGGACAAAAUACUGAAAGUGGAGCUUUUGUGUAUGGUGCUAUGAGUUUUACUGACAAGCUUUCAAAUGGGAUUGCAGUAGUUCUAAUUCAACAGAAUCAUCCAUGCACAAGUUGCUGUCCUAAAUGUAACCAGUAUUUUAAGACAGUGCUGACAUAUGUCCCGGGAGGAGUGGUGUUAAUCACAAUGCUGGUACUACUCACUCUCCUCCCAACAAAGAUAGGCACCAAGAAGAAAGGAAUGAGGCUGCUGGAGCCUUUUGUUAAUUCAGAAGAUUCCAACGGAGUCGUUCCAGGGGCAAUACCAUGUCCAGCUGGCCGUAAUGUUUGCUGUGAGGAGGAGAAUGAUGGUGAUCACACCCAGCUGGCCAAAAGUCCAAGUCUCAGUUCAUCCUGAUACAAACAAGUUUAUCACACCUUGUUAAAGAGAAAGAGAGAUCAAAUUGUUGUCGGCCUUCAAAUAGUAACAAGGAAAAACCCAAAUUGAUCUGGACCUCUACUCCUGAAUUUCCACUUUUCUACAAAGUUUUUGGGUUGGUUUCUACUAAAAGUUGGCCAAGCUUGUUUAUUCAUGGACUGUAUAGCCAUGUCUUUGUUGUAAUAUUGUCCUC